CAGAAACGCAGUGGGUACACGCCGGUGUCCACGGCCGUUUCGAUCCCAGCCCACUCGUACACCAAGUUCAUUUACACAAAACUCAAGAUGGCGCCUACUUACGUCGCUGAGGAUAGACUAACAUCAGGACACCGGCUGUCCCACCCACCCCCCGGGGAGGAGGUCUGCAUCACCGGGCUAGCCGGAUACUUCCCUGAUUCCGACUCUGUGAUGCAUUUGCAGGAGAAUCUCUUCAAUAAGGUAGAUUUGAUCACGGACGACAAUCGGCGUUGGAACCUGACCCAUCCUGAAAUUCCUCAACGUACCGGCAAGAUCAACAAUGUGAACAAGUUUGAUGCCUCGUUCUUUGGAGUUCACUACAAGCAGGCCCACACGAUGGACCCGAUGUGCAGAAUUCUUCUUGAGAAGGCAUACGAAGCUGUUAUUGAUGCCGGUAUGAACCCCAAAGAAUUGCGUAACACUAAAACAGGAGUGUUCGUUGGAGCUUGCUUCUCUGAAUCGGAAAAGACAUGGUUCUACGAGAAGAUGCAGGUGAACGGCUUCGGUAUUACUGGAUGCUCUCGUGCUAUGUUAGCUAACCGUAUCUCGUACUGGCUUGGAGUAACCGGUCCAUCGUAUACUGUAGACUCUGCCUGCUCUAGUUCAUUGUACGCCUUGGAACAUGCAUUCAGAGCCAUCCGUGAUGGCCACUGCGACGCUGCUUUGGUCGGCGGAUCCAACUUGUGUCUGCAUCCCUUCGUAUCACUGCAAUUUUCAAGAUUGGGUGUACUGUCAGCUGAUGGUCGCUGCAAGAGUUUCGAUAGCAGUGCCAAUGGUUAUGCUCGUUCUGAAGCUAUUGGAGUCUGCUUCUUGCAAAAAGCGAAGGACUCUAGAAGAGUCUACGCCCAAAUAUUACAUGCGAAGACCAACUGCGACGGUUACAAGGAACAGGGCAUUACGUACCCGGCCGGUAACAUUCAGAAGUUGCUCCUCAGAGAGUUCUACGAGGAAUGCUCCAUCUCACCUUCAAGUUUGGAAUUCGUUGAAGCCCACGGCACAGGUACUCGUGUCGGUGAUCCAGAGGAGUUGGUGGCCAUCGAUGAGAUCUUCUGCACCGGCCGCUCAGAACCACUCAUGAUCGGCUCUGUCAAGUCAAAUUUAGGUCACACCGAGCCUGCUUCUGGACUGUGUUCAAUUGCUAAGAUGUGUAUAGCAUACAGCACAGGGUUGAUCCCACCAAAUCUGAACUAUAAGGCGCCUCGAGACGGUGUUGCCGCAUUGGCUGAGGGCAGACUCCAGGUCAUCACGGAGAAGCAACCCUGGAACAGGGGCAUGUCUGGCAUUAGCAGCUUCGGUUUUGGUGGAGCAAACGCCCAUAUACUUCUACAAAAUAUAGCUUCUGAAAAGAUCAACAAUGGUCUCCCAGCCGAUGACUUGCCACGUCUCGUCUGCGCGUCCGGUCGUACUGAGUCGGCUGUAACCAAAAUACUUGAUGACCUGGAGACGAGGCCGGUGGAUGUAGAACAAGUUAGACUGUACCAUGCUAUCCACGGUGAAGACAUCGUUGGUCAUGUUGUAAGAGGAUUCACGUUAUUAGGCACUACACCCACAAAAAGCAUCCCGCUGGUCCGCGAUAUACAAUAUUUCUCCGGUGUACGUCGCCCAAUCUGGUUCGUGUACUCGGGUAUGGGGUCACAGUGGGCAGGCAUGGCCACGCAGCUCAUGAGGAUUCCUGUCUUUGCUGCAGCGAUUCAGAAGUGUCACAAAGCUUUAGAACCUAAAGGCAUCAACUUAACCAAAGUGAUCACAGAACCAAACCCUAAAAUCUACGACAACAUAUUAAACUCGUUCAUUGGCAUCGCAGCAGUUCAAAUCGGUCUCACUGAUGUACUGAAGACGGUUGGCAUUGAGCCUGACCAUAUCAUUGGACACAGUGUUGGCGAAUUGGGGUGCGCAUACGCAGAUGGCUGUUUCACGGCCGAGCAGAUGAUUUUGGCAGCAUACAGCAGAGGUUUAGCGUCUAUUGAGACUAAAUUCAUCAAAGGAUCAAUGGCUGCUGUUGGUCUCGGUUAUAACCAGAUUAAAUCUAUGUGCCCACCUGAGAUCGAGGUAGCCUGCCGUAACGGUCCCGACUCCAGCACCAUCUCAGGACCUGCGGAUAUAAUGAAGAGUUUCGUAGCCAAGUUGACUAGUGAGGGGAUAUUUGCGAAAGAAGUGCCGUGCUCCAAUAUAGCAUACCAUUCGCGAUAUAUCGCAGAUGCUGGUCCCAGGCUUCUAAAAUACUUGAAAGAAGUCAUUCCAUCACCGAAGGCUCGAUCAGAGCGUUGGGUCUCUACAUCGGUACCUCAAGCGCAAUGGAAGAGUUCCAAAGCAGAAUUAUCGUCUGCAGAAUAUCACACUAACAAUCUUUUGAGCCCGGUCCUCUUCGAAGAAACCUCCCGUCUCAUACACCACAACGCUAUCACCAUCGAAGUGGCACCACACGCCCUACUCCGAGCCAUUCUUCAACGGUCACUCAAGAAGGAUGUCAUCAAUAUAUCACUAACUCAGAGGAAUCAUGAUGACAAUGUACAAGUUCUAUUUACAGCGCUUGGAAAAUUGUACGAGUCAGGACUGAACCCGCAGCUUGCUAACAUCUACCCACAUGUGAAGUUCCCGGUGUCAAGAGGCACGCCCAUGCUAUCUCAUUUGGUAGAAUGGGAGCACAGUGAAGACUGGUAUGUAACAUCAUACAAAGCCCAAGAGAAGAUGAAGUCAGGCGAGCGAACUGUCAAGAUGUCCAUAGCUGAUGAGGACAGCGAAUACAUGGCUGGACACGUUGUCGAUAGUCGCAACCUAUACCCGGCUACCGGAUACUUGGUGCUCGUGUGGGAAACACUGGGUAUGAUGAUGGGGGAACUGUUCACGGAAUUGUCUGUGGUCUUCGAGAAUGUACGCUUCCAGAGAGCUACCAAUAUACCCAAAGAAGGUCACUUGGAGUUCAUCGUCAUGAUACAGAAGGGAAGCGGUAACUUUGAAAUUGUUGAAAGUGGAGCCUCCAUAGUUACGGGCCGCGUGUACGCCAAGAAGAACGUGGGACAGACGUACCGAGCAUUGAAAUCACCACCAGAGUCAUCCGGACCUAAUAUCAAGCAUAUGUUCACCAAAGAUUUCUACAAGGAACUCAGACUUCGAGGAUAUCAGUACAGUGGCUUAUUCCGCGGUGUAUUGGGUUGCAACGUCGAAGGCACCAGAGGUAGGCUCGCCUGGCUGAACAACUGGGUCACCUUUAUGGACUGCAUGCUACAAAUGAAGCUUAUCGGCCAGGACACUCGUGGACUCUUCGUGCCUACCAGGAUCGAGAGGCUGUCCAUCGAUAUCGGUAUCCACUAUAACGCCAUAUCGAAAAUGAACCCUGAAUCGAAAAACCGCUCAUUCGAAGUCCGGGUUUACCAUGACGUUGAUGUAAUAAGAUCGGGAGGCGUAGAGAUCCGAGGGUUGCAUGCCACACCAAUUUCAAGAAGAGUACCGUUAGGUGUACCUGUUUUGGAAAAGAACGAAUUCAUACCUAACUUUGGAAAGAGCAAAGUCAAGAUUGAAGACUGCCUACGUGCAAACAUUCAGCUUAUUCUUGAAAACAUACAAACAUACAAAGUUAAAAGCAUUGAACUUGCCGACGAAGAAUAUAAGAAUGACAGUCUGCAACCUAUUAUUGAGAAAGUGGCUGAUGUACUCGGUGACUUGCCUUUAGUUCAGGCUGAACUACUUCUCAUAUCUGAAGAACCUAUUGAAAUGCCUUCAACCAUAACUGUAGAGAACAAGAAACUAGCUUCAGAAACCAAUGCUGUAUUGUUUGUCGGUGCUAAUUUAUUAAAGAGAGAAACUGUAUUAAGUCAAGCUACGGCGACUCUUCGCGACAAAUGCUUUAUUAUAAGCCGAGAGAAAGAGCUUCCAAAUCCCAAAGACCAUUCAGACAAAUACGACAUUAUAACAAUCCAAGAUGUUGGUACAGAAUACAUAGUUCUUUUAAGAAAACGCGUUGGCGCUCGGCCAGCUAAAUUCGUCAAAAUUGAAACUAUGGAUGAAACUUUCCCUUGGGUAGAAAAAGUAAAAGAAGAAAUGAAAGAAGGUCAGAAAGUAGUACUAUAUACACAAGACGAGCCCAUCAAUGGACUUCUGGGACUUGUGAACUGCCUAAGGAAAGAACCGGGCGGUGAAAUUGUUAGUGGUUUUCUGAUUUCUGAUCCAGCCGCACCUAAAUUCAAUCCAGACUUGGAAUUUUAUGAGGAGCAAUUGGAUAAAGAUUUAGCAAUUAACGUUUAUCAAGAGGGUCAAUGGGGCACGUACCGUCACUUCCUCCUCGGAGAUCUGGAUACUGUUCGCGCUGAUCACGCCUUCGUGAAUACUUUGACCAUCGGAGAUCUAUCCUCACUCAGAUGGCUCGAGGGUUCUAUCAGAAAGGACCAAGUUUUCAAAAACCCAUCUAGCUACCUUGUGCAAGUAUACUGUGCUGCCCUGAACUUCCGUGACGUGAUGACAGCGACUGGCCGCGUGACCGUGGACGCGGUCGCUCGCGGCAGACUCGCCCAGGAGUGCGUGCAAGGUUUCGAAGUCGUCGGACGUGCUCCAAAUGGCUCCCGAAUGAUGUGCAUGGUGAGAAACUCUGGUCUGUCAAACAUGAUAGAAUGCGAUAAGGCGCUCUCUUGGGCUAUACCUGAUGAGUGGAGUUUCGAGGAGGCGGCCACCGUGCCUGUCGCUUAUGGAACAGUCUACUAUGCUAUGGUGAUGGUGGGUCAGAUACAGCGUGGUGAGUCCAUCCUGAUCCACGCGGGUUCCGGUGGGGUCGGCCAGGCGGCUAUCAACGUGGCGCUCCACUACGGCUGCGAAGUCUUCACCACUGUCGGUACAGCCGAAAAGAGGGCGUUCAUCAAGAAACUGUUCCCACAACUCAAAGACAGUCAUAUCGGCAACUCUCGAGACACCUCUUUCGAGGACAUGAUCCGCAGGGAAACCAACGGCAAAGGUGUCGAUAUGAUCCUCAAUUCGCUGUCAGACGACAAACUACAAGCAUCAAUCAGAUGUCUCUGCUACCGGGGCCGCUUCCUCGAGAUUGGCAAGUUCGACAUCAGCAACAACACGCCCAUAGGCAUGCACUUCUUCCUCAAAGAGACCUCCAUCCACGGCAUCAUGUUGGAUUACAUCUUUGAUCAAUCGAUGGAGUUCAGACUGAGGUUACAAGAUCUUCUGCUGUCCGGUAUGGAAAGUGGUGCGAUUCGUCCUUUAACUUACUGUACAUUUGGAAAGGACGAAGUGGAGACUGCAUUCCGAUAUAUGGCUGCUGGCAAGCACAUCGGAAAGGUGAUCAUUAAGAUCCGAGACGAGGAGAGGACCAACCGUCCCGUGAAACCUGCCUGCUUGCCCAUUGAAGCAAUUCCUAGGUACAUAUGUCAUCAGGACCACGUGUACAUCAUAAUAGGAGGGCUGGGUGGAUUCGGUUUGGAAUUAGCCGAUUGGUGCAUAUUGAGAGGCGCUAGGAAACUCCUUCUUACGUCCAGAAAGGGAGUCAGCAAUGGUUACCAAUCUACUAGACUUCGAGCCUGGGCAUCCUACGGAGCGGAAGUCCAAAUCUCCACCCACGAUGUCACAACGGAGUCUGGUUGCGAGGAAAUGCUAAAGAUGGCGACCUCAAUGGGUCCCGUGGAAGCGAUCUUCAAUCUCGCAGUCGUCCUCAAGGAUUCCAUCUUCCAGAACCAAACUGCUGAAACUUUCAAGACUUCGUUCGACCCGAAGGCACUGGCUACCAUCCACUUGGAUAAACUAUCGAAGAAACUAUGUCCCACACUUAAAAACUUUGUGGUAUUCUCAUCUGUCUCCUGCGGUCGUGGUAACGCUGGGCAGACCAACUACGGUCUAUCCAACUCAGUGAUGGAGAGGAUCUGCGAGUGGAGGAAGAAGCUUGGCCUACCAGCUCUUGCUGUACAGUGGGGAGCUAUUGGGGAUGUUGGAUUAGUGGCUGACAUGCAAGAUGAUGACGUUCAGCUGGAGAUCGGUGGAACCCUGCAGCAGAGAAUAUCCUCAUGUCUACUGGCGCUGGACAAAUUCUUGAAGCAGGACGCUCCAAUAGUUAGCUCCAUCGUGGUCGCUGAGAAGAAGGUCGGCGGAUCCGGAUGUGGAAAUAUUGUGGAUGCUGUAGCUCAGAUUAUGGGUAUUAAGGAUCUGAAGACAGUAUCACAACAAGUAUCUCUGGCUGAGUUGGGUAUGGACAGCAUGAUGGCUGUGGAGAUCAAGCAGACCCUGGAAAGAGAAUUCGAGAUCUUCCUCACCGCUCAGGAUAUCAGAACCCUCACAUUUGCAAGAUUGGUAGAACUAACCGCACAGCGAGAAGAAGCAUCGUCCACAUCAGCAGUCAAGCCGUUGAAUAUCGACGCCAAUGCUGGUCUCAAGGUCCUCAUAAGGAACUUCGGAGAAGAAAAACUAGCCAACGAACCUCUGCUGUACAUGCCGACUAUGAUCAGCGACGGAGUUGAAGGAGAAGAAGCUAUCCACGUGAUGGAUAAUGUGAUGUUCAUGCUGCCAGGGUUGGAAGGUUGUGCAUCAGCACUGGAACCACUGUGCCGCAGACUAAAGAUCAAAGUGUGCGUGUUGCAACUGGGAACUGAACACAAGAACGAGAAUUGCGGUCAAAUGGUGGAAAGGCUUUAUCAGUUGGCGAUAUCUCGCUUAGCACCCGGAUCUCAAUUCUGGAUCCUGGGGUACAGCUUCGGAAGUCUCCUCGCGUUGGAAUUAGCGGCCAGAAUGGAAGAAAAUGGUCUCAAAGGAACUGUAUUCUGCUUGGACGGCGGACCUGAGUUCCUCUACUCAAUCGCGACCAUGACGAUGACUUUCAAGAACGACUUCCAACUGCAGAACAGUCUGAUCUGCCACACUUUAGACAUCAUCGCACCAAACAACGACGUGAACAACAUCCUAAUUGAGAAGCUCAACGAAAUUGAAGAUUAUUCUGAACGAAUCGACUUCAGUAUCAAUUUGUCAAAGGAAUACGUUAAGAACGAUGAUUACUCUCACGGUUUUAUUGCAGCCGCGGCGCAAGCGUGCUUUGACAGAGUCAAAGUGGUACUGAAUUAUAAUCUCAAAGCUGCAAAGAAACUUCAGUCUCCAAUAAUACUUUUGAGACCCAAAGAGAAUCCACCUUUCAUAGUCUGCGAAGAAAAUUACGGUCUAGACAAACAUAGCGACGGUCCUAUAACCAUACACUUUUUAGAAGGCAACCACAUCACUAUAAUUGAGAAUAAAGAUGUGGCCAAUAUUAUUAAUAGGGUUAUAACAGAUAAGGACGGGUCCAAAUUGAAGGCGAUGCAAAACGUCGUCACCAACAUUGUCGAGAGUCAACGCGAAGUGCAAAUUUAAGGGGAAUAAAACGUUUUGGCAGGAAUUUUAUAUUUUAUUUGUAGAUUUAUUCAUUUUGGGCUUUUGUCGGUGUAUUACUUGUGUUUUGUAAAACUUCGAAUAAGUGGCCGUAUUUUAAUAAAAAAAAACUUAGCGACUAAAGUAAUUUAAUAAUUUAUUACUACAAUUAAAUUGUUAUUGUUAAUUUUAUAUUAAUGUUUGUGUUUACACACCAGUACCAAAUAAAUAUUCAUUUUUGUUAUUUUUAAGUGAUUGUUAGAUUUUGGUGAGGAGGAUAUUUUGUAUAAUUUUAUUAUAUUUAAAUAUAGGUGUAAGUAACUUAUUGGUAUUGUUGUUAAUGGUAAGUAAAUUAUGUGUAUUGGUUUUAGAAGUGAGUUUUUGUUAAAAAUGUUAUUUAAAUACAGGUUUAUUGCAAUGGC
Messenger RNA from Achroia grisella, 7784 nucleotides. It is a transcript of the gene FASN3, whose product is annotated as fatty acid synthase-like. The transcript is spliced from 41 exons. The record is from RefSeq and is a predicted model, not a curated record. Lineage: Eukaryota; Metazoa; Arthropoda; Insecta; Lepidoptera; Pyralidae. The coding region runs from base 88 to 7365 and encodes 2425 amino acids. Gene Ontology annotation, biological process: fatty acid biosynthetic process. Gene Ontology annotation, molecular function: oxidoreductase activity; phosphopantetheine binding; fatty acid synthase activity.